CCAGAGUAUUUUUAAAGAACAUGAACCAGAACACAUAUAAAGACAUAUCUAGGAAAGAAAGAAAUACACUCGAUUUCAACAAAUUUUAUGAAGAAUAUUUAUUCCCUCAAACAGGCAAAAAUGUGGACUUUAGAUUUCAAAAUCGACAAUCUACCAGAUUUCUGCCUAAACGGCAACAAUUUGAGCGGAGUAUUAAAGAUCCCCAUAUUCAAGUGAAUGAUAAACUACGUAUGACAGAAUCAAUAGAACCACGUGAUAUGCAAACAGGAAAAAAGUUGAUUAAGUUCUCACAAGAAAUGGAACCUUCAUUGCUAGUAAAGACCGAUCUCUUUCCAUUACUAUUGUCUUCUGACAAAGCAUUUAUCGAAAAUUCCAAACAAAAAAGAAGCUUUGCUCAUAAUGAUGAUUUAACAGAAAUAAAUCCAUGGUAUAAGAACGACUACGAUUACGAUUUCAUAGAAUAUCCUAAAUCUACAUCAGACUCAAAGUCUCGGAAUAUAGAAGAAGAUGAACAACCUUGUUCUUCAUGUGGGGGCAAGAAUAAGAAACCUCCCUCAAAAACUGACAGCAAUGUAAUGACCAGGAAUAAUAAAUGUAAUUGCAAAGGAUAUCAACAUGAAUGUCUUUGUAGCUCGCGGAAAGUGUCACGUUCAAUAUACGAUACUUGGUAUUCAGUAUUCAACAUGAGUGCGCCCUUGCCGUUCCUAACAACGAAAUUGAGAAUAUUCCGCAAAAGGAGAAAUAUUUGGUUCAAAACUGCACCAUCAAUAACCCUGAGCAGCUUAUCAGGAACCUUUGCCAACGCGAAUCUCUCGAUUUUGUUCUCAUCCCAUGUGGACAUAAUUCAGUUGGAAAAAUCUCUUCUCAUACAAAAGCACCAAUUACUCAUACCAAAGGAUGACGUGAAUGCAUUUCAGAGAAACACAUCAGACAACAUUUGUGAAAAUAUUCUGGACUCACAUCAAAUUUCUCCUGAAAAUCAAAAGUUAGCGUGCUACCCUUUCGAUGGUCAACACUUACUCUUACAGGAAUAUCCGUAUUCCGCAGGUUCAAAAGAACGUCUUGAAAGUAAAUCAUUUGUAAAGACAAUUGCUGAUUUAGGCUUUUUUCCGACAACUAUGAAUAUAUUAGAUCGAUGUUCAAAUAACUUAAGCAGACUUUGCUUAAAUAUGUUGAGUGACAAAGUUCCAGCUUACAAUAUAAAAUUAAAGAUGCCAUUCCGAGAAAACGAUAUUAUUUUUCAAAACUCAUUUAAAGUCAAAAUAGCACGAAUUGUUACAGAUACCACUACCAAAGAUAUUCUUCAAAUUUCAGUCGACGUCAUCAGCGAAAGUUUGGUUCUUCACAUUUUCUUAAUAUCAAUCAGUAAUUGUGGUAUACCAUGUACUGCUGCCAGAUCAAACGUUAUGAGACCCUUACUACCAUUUAUUGGAGAUACCAUUACCUUUCUGUUGCCAUUAAUGCAGGAUACAUACAAUAAACGCCGGAAAUUUAAAUGCGACGUGCUCGUGAAAGUUGGUAUUGACAAAAGCCGUGCACAUUAUCUAGUGGCAAACCAGUCCAAAACUAAUUCCGAAGAUUUGAUAAAGAAAAAUUCUACAACAAUUUCUUCUCGGAUAAUUUUUGUUGAAGGUGAAAAUCGGUGCUUCUGUAUAUGGCAUUGUAACUGUCAUUGCAUUACAAAAUUGGAAACUCAUGUAAAUUUUAAUAUUUGUAACAAAAUGGAAUACGAAGACAGACAGAAAGCGGGAAUAUUUCCAAGCUAUGCGUCUAAUCAAUAUUUUUGGCAUAAUUUCAGUGAAUAUGAGAGAACACAUAACCACGAAAUGAUGUAUUUUUUGAUAAAAAACGCAAGCAUUCUAUUACUAAUAAUGCUCAUAUUAGGUCUACUAAAAGCUUUGGCUGGAAGGGUUUUUUCAACUUCUAUUGACCGGUGCGGAUUUGACUUUGCACAAAGUGGCAAGAGAUAUGAGGACUCUUCUGACAGUCGCAGAUUUUUUGUAAACGUGGUCCUGUUCAUUGUUUUUCCGUUUUCUUUUUGGUGUAAAUGUUUUGCUCCCUCAGAUUGUGAUCUUCUUGCAGCAAGCACAGAGUGGCAAUGUGCAGUUUAUGUACCCAGUCCUAUCUCAUCGGAACACAAAAAUCAGGGUAGUACGAAAGAGCGACUCAAUACCAAAAAAUUGGAUAAGGACGAAGACAUCUUCCUAUCUCAGCAUAUAGACUGCUGCUCUAAAACUACGCUUGAUUCUUCGAAAUGUAACAAUAUACUAACGCGUUUAAGAGCUGGUGAUAAUUUGUGUGACACAAAACAGCAUAUUAACAAUAUUCGAAAAAUUAUAUAUAAUGAAUUUCUGAAUAUUAACCAAAACGGUUAUACUGAUGAAGAGCAUAAUACAAAGUAUAUUCUAAAGACACUGGCUGAGAGCAGAGAAUCUCUGAAAAACCUGAUUGUGGAAUAAAACAAUUUUGGUAAAAUAUGUA
This is a messenger RNA of Bactrocera oleae (olive fruit fly), 2481 nucleotides long. The record is from RefSeq and is a predicted model, not a curated record. Lineage: Eukaryota; Metazoa; Arthropoda; Insecta; Diptera; Tephritidae.